AUGGGCCGAGGACUUGGCUACUCCCCUGACCAUAAAUGGCUUGGCCAGGGCUCCCGUGGAGCUGUCUCUUCUUCUACCCUUGCUCUGCCAGCUGGUUGUCCCUACAAAUGCGAGACACAAGCCAACAGCUCCGGGGAGAAAGGCCUGCCGAGGACAGUGUUUGGAGAAGGUUCUUGGGAGGCUGUCAGAAUGAGUUUUUCGCUGAACUUCACACUGCCACCCAACACGGUAAGUCCAGUGGUCCCCACUCACCACACGUCGCCGCCGAUUGUUACAGGUGGGAAAGAAGCAGACUGCGGGCCCUCUCUCGGACUGGCCGCGGGCAUCCCGUCCCUGGCGGCCGCGGCCCUGCUGGUGGCUCUCCUCUACACUCUGAUUCGCCGGAGAGGCAGCAGCAGCGAGUCCACCGAGGAAAGUGAGAGGCCAUAUGAAAUUUCAGAAAUUGAUGACAAUCCCAAGAUAGCUGAGAACCCUAGGAGAGCGCCCACUCGUGAGAAGAGUAGCACGGGCCCGGGAGAAGCUCACAUAUACGUGAAGACCGUGGCAGGGAGCGAGGAGCCCGCGCGGGACACUUACGGUCCCCCCGCAGAGACGGAGCGCAGGAGGGGGCUGUGGUGGCUGGUGCCCAGGCUGAGCCUGGAAUGACGCAGCUCGGGGAGGGAACUGGAGCUGGGACAGAGCCGGACGGGAUCUGUGCUUGCGGUGAGGACAGGUGCUGCGCUGCUUCUGAACCAGGCCGCGUUUCAGGGGCAGAGCCGGAGAACCUUUGGAUUGACCAGUCUCCUUGGGGGGCAGAUCUGCCGCCGUUCACUCCAACUCUCGGGUCUUGGGGUUUGGUAAGCAGUGAGGCACCAAGUGAAGUCACCAAGCAUCCAGAAGGAGCCCUUGGGUCCCAUUCCUGACCCCAGUGGGAAUUUCCUUGCGUGUGCGUGUGUGUGCGCGCAGGCACGUGUGCAGGGUAAAUAGUGUUUCGAGUGAGUAUUAGAAAUGAGGCCAUACCCAUUUUGUGGGAGUAGGGAGAAAAGCCCCCGUCCUCGGACUGUCCGGGGAAAGCUCAUGGUCAAGGAGCCCCGAGGACUCGGCACGUGCACAGCGGGCGGGCGGCUGGGCUGAGCGGCAAUGUGCCCGCCCCAGGGAGGCCUGUGGGCAGUGUCGGCGGGCUGGGCCGGCCUUCGCCAUCGCUUCUGUGACGAGGCUUCCAGGAACCUCCGAGUCCACCCACCAGCUCCAUGACCCCCCUUGCUGUGCCGCGGAAACACUUCUUCUGAGCCAGGCCCUGACUGCUCAGAAGCACACUGUCUUCUUCAAAUAACCAAGGAGAGUUCGACAAACCCAGUCACAGCCACAAGCCAACUGGUGCUUUGCAAAGCCCCUUGUGAAAUUCAGUUUUACUCCAAGUCCCCUAGGUCUGAUCACCUUGACAAGCAGAUUUGGCCGUUUUGUCUGUAAAAUGAGGUGUGACUUAUAUUUUGGACCAUUUAUUUUAAUUCCACUAACAAUCCAUUGCUUAGACUCUUUAGUUCAAAUUAUGUCUACCAAACUAGCAAGGUUCAGUACUUCUGUCAUUUUUUUCUGCUACAAUGUACAAAAACUUAUUGUAGAAUAAAGUGACAAGUAAA
Molossus molossus (Pallas's mastiff bat) is the source of this 1619-nucleotide messenger RNA. It is a transcript of the gene OPALIN, whose product is annotated as oligodendrocytic myelin paranodal and inner loop protein. NCBI's taxonomy places the organism in Eukaryota, Metazoa, Chordata, Mammalia, Chiroptera, Molossidae. Gene Ontology annotation, cellular component: plasma membrane; cell-cell contact zone. The record is from RefSeq and is a predicted model, not a curated record.